AUGUGAUUCUAACUUUUGACUUUAUUUAUUUAUUUAUUUAUGGAUGUAUUUAUGGUCUUUAAUCAGUCUUCACACAAAUACCAUCCAAUUCGUUUAUUACACGCAAAAUUACUUGCUCAUUUCCUUUAAUUGUAUUGUGUUCACAAUGCUCAACAAUUACACCUAAUCUAUUAGCCAAAUUUUGCUACACUUGAUGCCUAUAAACAUAGAUUUAGCUUUUAAAUAAUUUUCAUUCAAAACCAAUUAGAUUAUUUAGUUUUUUUUUACCAACAUAUCAAGAAAAAAAUGGCGAUGCCCAAGGUUUCCCUACCUCUCUUUUAUUUCAUGAUCAUGAGCUUAGCCCUACUCUUCUCCUCUAAUGCCCAAGACACGAACCAAGACUACAUCAAUUCUCACAAUGAUGCUCGUGUUGCUGUAGGUGCUGGACUCGGCAACAUGACUUGGAACGAAACUGUAGCAGAUUAUGCACGAGAUUAUGCUAACCAACGUAUUGCUGAUUGCAAUCUUGUGCAUUCGGAUGGACCUUAUGGGGAGAAUCUUGCAUGGGGUAGCGGUGAUCUUUCUGGCUUGGAUGCUGUCAGAAUGUGGGUUGAUGAGAAGGCAUUCUAUGAUUACAACUCCAAUACUUGCACUGGAGGCCAGCAAUGUGGGCACUAUACUCAGGUGGUUUGGCGCGACUCCAUUUCCUUAGGAUGUGCCAAGGUCACUUGCAACAAUGGGUUAGGAACUUUAAUUACUUGUAACUAUUACCCUCCUGGCAAUGUUAUUGGCCAGCGACCCUAUUAAAUCUUUGGUUUCACAGAUGUUAUAGAUAGUGCGGAGUUUCUUUGAUGAAUGAGAGAAAUCAAUGAAGAAAAAUGUUUGAAUCAACAGUUAAAGCUUCUAUGUAUUUGUAGACUUAUUGUAGCAAGUUCUUUGCUUUAAUAAAGAAAUUGAGUUAUUUAUGUUU
Molecule: messenger RNA, 949 nt
Organism: Ricinus communis (castor bean)
Lineage: Eukaryota; Viridiplantae; Streptophyta; Magnoliopsida; Malpighiales; Euphorbiaceae
Product: pathogenesis-related protein 1
Exons: 1
Coding region: 286-786 (166 amino acids)
Cellular component (GO): extracellular region
Source: RefSeq, a predicted model, not a curated record